AUGCGCCAGUUGGUGAAUGCUAAAUCCUAUUUCCCAUCUACGCAGCCCACACAAUAUGAUUGGAACUACAUCGAGGGAGAGACCGGGCUUGGGAAAUAUGGUAUUAGCAGCGGCGUUAGCCAACACCAAGAGCAACUGAAUCGCAACGGCUUCGAAAAAGCUAUGGCCAACAUGGCUGCUUCCCUGACAAAAUACGGUCUUGAGAGGACAAAUCAGAGUGUCAAUGGAGCUCCGUGCGUUACAAAGGUCUUUGUAAACGUUCGAUGGCCGUGGUUGAUCCUCCCGGGGUUUUUAGUUGUUGCUGGAUGCAUCUUCCUUGUGACAACCAUUGCCGUCAGCAGAAGGAAUCAUGCUCCUCUUUGGAAAUCAUCCGCCUUGGUACCCUAUUACCAUGGCCUUGAGGGGGUUGAUGAUGAUGAUGAUGAUCAUAAUGAGUACCUGGCUUCCAGUUCCAUGGAGAAAAAGGCGGAGAUAGAAGAUGUUCGAUUGCAGCGUUCCACGACCAAUGGGAGACUCAUGAUGCUACGAUGGCAAGAUGGCCUCGGGUCUCAAUAA
Molecule: messenger RNA, 555 nt
Organism: Penicillium brevicompactum
Lineage: Eukaryota; Fungi; Ascomycota; Eurotiomycetes; Eurotiales; Aspergillaceae
Exons: 1
Coding region: 1-555 (184 amino acids)
Source: RefSeq, a predicted model, not a curated record